Thamnophis elegans (Western terrestrial garter snake) is the source of this 4813-nucleotide messenger RNA. RefSeq names its product golgi reassembly stacking protein 1 (gene GORASP1). The transcript is spliced from 9 exons. Gene Ontology annotation, biological process: Golgi organization. Gene Ontology annotation, molecular function: protein binding. Bases 161 to 1429 code for a protein of 422 amino acids. Lineage: Eukaryota; Metazoa; Chordata; Lepidosauria; Squamata; Natricidae. The record is from RefSeq and is a predicted model, not a curated record. Gene Ontology annotation, cellular component: Golgi apparatus.
CGGCGGCCUCCGCUCUCGGCGCAUGCGCGUCAGGGCUUGCAGCAUUGGACGCUGUCGAGUUGUGUGGUUUUGGCGACCGGUGGCAAUGGAGCCAUUGAAGCCGGCGGGGUCUCUUCCUCUUCUUCCUAGCGCUUGAGUCGGUGCCUCUCACCGGGCAGCCAUGGGGCUGAGCUCCAGCUCCGAGGUUCCCGAUGGGGGCUCCGAGGGCUACCAUGUGCACGGGAUUCAAGAAAAUUCCCCUGCUCAGCAGGCUGGAUUGGAGCCAUUCUUUGAUUUCAUACUUACCAUAGGACAUACCAGACUGAAUAAAGAAGGCGAUACUCUGAAAGAUCUACUAAAAGCCAACGUCGAGAAAGCUGUGAAACUGGAAGUCUACAACAUAAAAACGAUGAAAGUGCGCGAAGUGGAGGUCAUCCCUAGCAAUAUGUGGGGAGGGCAGGGACUGCUAGGGUCCAGUGUGCGAUUCUGCAGUUUCCAAGGCGCCAAUGAACAAGUCUGGCACGUGCUGGAUGUGGAGCCAGCUUCUCCAGCAGCCUUAGCUGGCCUGAAACCCCAUUCUGACUAUAUAAUUGGAUCGGAUCAGAUACUUCAUGAGUCUGAGGAUUUCUUCUCCUUGAUUGAUUCCCAUGAGGGGAAGCCUCUGAAGCUAGUGGUCUAUAACACAGAAACGGAUUCCUGCCGAGAGGUUUUUGUAACCCCCAACGGAGCCUGGGGUGGAGAAGGAAGCUUAGGAUGUGGCAUUGGAUACGGCUACCUGCACCGAAUUCCCACACAGGCUGGUACCCCAAAGAGAGCAGCAGAGAUCUCUUCGUCUUCGCCCUCCAGAGACGCACCGCCAGAAUCCCCAGCUAAUGGCUACAUGGAGGCUUCCUUGAUGGCACCUCACCCCAAACCUGAAGAAACCGAGAGCUUGGGUUACAUCUCCAGUCAAAGUGUGACUCCCUAUUCAUUAGAAAAUUCUCUGCACCUUCCUCCUCCUCCUCCUCCUGUCCAGAGAGUCAUGGAUCCAGAUUUUAUAGAUAUGUCUGGAGCUCCUUUUCCUGAAUUAAUUGAUUUAGUAAAAACAGCCCAAGUGCCUUCCUCUCCUUCUUUCACCUUAUCAGAUGUUUUGGAAGCUUCUGGCAGCUUAUCCACAUAUAGUGAAACUCCUUCAUAUUUUGAUCAGGCCUCUCUUCCAUUCUCAGAAGAAUCGAUAUGUCUUCAAGCAGACGAGAGCCGUCAUCCCGAAUUCCUGGAGGGAAGGCCUCCCGUGUCUCCUCCGCCAGCCCUCCCUAUGGACGUGACUCCGGAGGCACCAUCUGGACUGGAUGCUGACGCUCAGGGAACUGUCCAACCCCUAAGUGGGGUUGAGACCCCCAUGCCACCCAAAACAGACAGCAGCAGUGACAAAAGUGCCCAGGAAUUGAUGGAUGAAACCAAAGAGGCCUAGCUUUUCAGAGGACAUGUUUCACCUUUGGGCUUUAAAGCGGCUAUUGGCACCCGAAAGCCCUAGUUUUUAAUGUGCUGCGGAAACAUUUGAUUGGUUUCUGAAUCGCGGUAGAAUUCAGCUUCCUUCAAUCACACUAUGGACUCUGGGGCCUGUAUACCCAUGUUAGUUCUGCUUAGUGGUAACACUAAUGAUCGGAGUUCAGAAACAGAAUCCUUUUUUUUUUUUUUAAAGAGCUCUCUAGUUGCUGAUACAUUUGAAAAAAGGAAGGGCUCUGUGAACAAUAUCAGCUGCGCAUUACCAGAGGGGGAAUGUAGGAAUUUGUGGGGGACUUUUGACUUUUUUUUUUUUUGAAUUUUUUAAAAGAGGUGCCUUAAGCCUCUCUGGCUUAGUGUACCUGUUUUGCUCUAUAUUUGCUUCCCAAAUCCCCCCCUCCCCCAAGAAAACUUGUACUUCAGCUCCCAGAAUUCCUGAGCCAUCUGGCUCAGCAAUUUUGGGAGUUGAAGUCCACAUGUUGUAAAGUUGCCAUUAGUUGUCCACUCCUGCCUUACGGUAAGGCUUUUAGCCAAGUGCAGCUGAUAAGGAAUGCAGGGAAACUCCUUAUAGUAGGUGUGGCUUUCCAGCUCCUGGAAACCGUGAGCCAGUUGGCUCAGGAAUUCUGGGAGUUGCACAUGCUGUAUGAUUGCCAUAGUCAAUCAUCCCUCCCUUAAGGUAAGGCUUUUAGGCUUAGGGGAGGUUUUUUCUUUCUUUCUUUCUUUCUUUUUUGCAAAUUUAAUUGUUUCUGUUACCUGUGUCCUAUCCCAUUGACUUGAGAUUAUUUUAUUUGAAAAGUCAUAACUUAGAAUUUUAAUAGGAAGAAUACGAUCUUUUACUCUUAAAAUCACACCUCACCCUUAAUAAAAAUCAACCCACUUAACCUUCUUUGACCCAUUUGAGCCUCUGCCUUGCACCCAAGGCUUUCUGAAAUGUGUGAGCAGAAUGAAGACCCCAAUGCAAGACUCCCAAAGAAGUCGUCAUCUUUCCAUGAACCCAGCAGAUUCCACGAAUGGGAUGGUUUGGGUUUCAGGAAGAGAUGUUUCCGCACGUAAAAGAAUGCAAUCUCAUUAUGUAGGUACAUUGGACUUGGAAUUUCCCCUAGCCUCCGUUUUAUGUUUCGCCCCAGAAAGCUAUAAUCAUUAUUUGCUGCUGCAGAAAGUUUAUAUGCAACCCCAUGAAAACUCUUUUGGAAUGGUAGCUGAAGAAUCAAAGGACACUAUGUAGGGUUUUUAAUUUCUGUUUUAAAUUAUGAGUUGUUGCUUCACGCUGUGCCAGAGGCUUGGUCUAUUACUGUCAAGCUACCGUAUGUCUUGGUGAGAGGUGUUAGUCCAAUGGCACUAAAUCAAUAAUACAUAAUUUGAGGUGCAUGCUAUACCAGGCCAUCUUGCAAUCAGUGGUGCUUAAAAGUGGAAGCAUUAUUUUCUGCUAAUGUGGAAAGUGAGCAAGAUUGCUUCUAAUAUGAAUAAUGGAGCAAAUUGGUAACACUAAAUCAAGUGUUUCUCAACCUCAGGCACUUUUAAGAAGCAUGGACUUCUAAUUCCCAGAAUUCCGUAGCCAGCAUAGACCGGGUGGAGUAUUCUGGGAGUUGGAAGUCUCGUAUCUUAAAAGUGGUUGAGGUUGAGAAUCAUUGACCUACACGCAGGAAUGGGCUUUCAAGGAUCAUUUUCUUUUGGUUCUGAAAUUGAUUUAGUUAUUUUUAAAGAUUGCAAAAGUUUCCCAUCUUUAAGAGAGAUUUAUUCUAACCUGAAGCCAUUUUAUUGUUGUUCUUUUAACUUGGUACACUGUCAGCUACUAAAGUCUUGCAAUGAUUUACAGUGGAAUGUGUAUUGUCUUAUCUUGUGAAAUCAGUCCUAAAUCGGAAGUUCGACAAUAGCAGGCCCAUAUAAAGGCCAACUGAACAAAAUAAAGUACCAUUCGCUUACACCGUGUCCCAGCAGGGACUCUUGACAUUAAAUUCCUACUUCAAAAUCCCAUCAACUGAUUAACACCACAGAUCGCUUGAAAAGAUGAAGGAGCUUUAGGAUAGGCACGUUAGCUGGGGAUUUGGGGGAGUUAAAAAAAUGUCUUAAUCUAUGUGAAGAUUUACGGGAGUUGGUUCUUCAACUCUCCCGGCCUCCUACCAUUUAUGGCUUUUUAAAUAAAGGAGCAAUUAUUGGCCAGAAACCAACUGGCAGCCAUAACAGUGUUCCGUGUGAAUAGGUUGAACGCUGUGAAGUCCAUGCCAGCAAACCAUCUGGACAAUUACAAGCACCCUGCUGUGCUGGCUGAAGGAUUCUGGGAGUUGAAGUCCACAGGACUUAAAAGUCGCCAAGGUUGAGAAACACUGUCCUAUGCCCAGUGAAUACUUUUAGUUAUGCUGAAAGUUGAAAACAUUUUCAUACAGCAGGUCUUACACAGUCUGCUUUUUGAACAGUGAAACCAACUCUUUUAAAAGGAAACACCCACACAGCUUAAAAUUUUAGCUAAAGGUUUUUAUUAUUAUUACUUCUAUACAAUUUUGAAGUACAUAUUUGUUCUUUUGCCAUUGGCAGGCCAUCUGCAAAUCUUUCGGAAAUGGUUCCUUCUGGAUGUAGAAAAUAAAAUUGAAAUCUUGGCUGAUUUUAAAAAUAAAACAGAACAGAGUUAAAAUUACUUUUGGUGGCGAUACGGAGGGUAUAAAAUUUGAAUUACAGAUUUUUAAGGAUUAUACUCCCGGACAAGUUAACAGUUACCUUUAAUCAAUGAAUUAACCUACUUCACUCAACUGCAAUGUUGCACAGAUAUGGCAAACUACACUUCUGUACAUAAAAGAUGAAAUUUACACAAAGUAAGAGGCUCAAGGUAUGAAAGACCUGUGCAGGCGUCCUUUUGAACCAGAUCUUCAUUUAACAACUUGAGUUAGCUGGAGCACACGUGGCCAACCCAAACAUGUCUUAACUCCAGCGCCACAGUCACACUGACAACCUUGCAAUGUCUGUAAAUAAAUAUGUGGUUACACCACACAAUACAAACGGGGAAAAAAAUACCUGAAAACAGCUGUGAUUUCCCCUGCAAGAGUCAGUAGAAAAAUUAUUCUCUUCUGAAAAACACUCAGAAUAGCUCAAAAGAUAUCCUAGUAUUAGUCAAUAAAACAACAUCCUAUAUCAUUUUUACUGUUUCGUAUAAUUCAUGUCCAGCCCCAACAGGACUUUUAGGUCAAAUGUGCAAUCCUUGCUCCUCUCUACUUACAUGGGAAGUGUACAAGCACCUCUUAGACUGCAAAAACAAAGCCAGAACAAAGUUUUAUUCCUUAUGCACCUACAGUUGGAAUAAAUCUUCACUAAUGGGUGUAGUCUAAAUCCAACACUCAUCAGGAAGCAAAAAAUAAAAAAU